ACCAUGUUCAUCAAUAUCUAUACCAUUUUCAAUUAACUGAUUUACUCUUUUUGGGGCAAAUGGGAUCUUCAAGACUGUUUCUGAUCUUAUUUUCCUCUGUUUUCCUCACAAAUCUCUGCUCUGCUGCCGAUCUUUUCUUCCUGUCCAGUUGUCCUAGUAGCGAAGGCAACUUCACCGCUAACAGUCCCUAUGGGUCCAACCUCAAUGGUCUCUUUUCCCAGCUCAUUUCCGAUGAGGUUUUCAAUUAUGGGUUCUACAAUAUGUCCGUCGGCCAGAGCCCUGAUCAGCGACUCUGUCCCAACAAUAAGGAAGCAAUCGGGUGGUCGGAAAACUGUACUUUACACUACUCAAGCCAACAACUAUUCGGAGUCAUGGAAACAGAUCCUAAGGCUUCCCCUGUACUAGUUAGUGGCACCAACGCGACGGAUCUUAAUGCUUUCAACCAGGCCUUGAGUUCCUUGUUGAAUAAUUUAAGCAACCGUGCAGCCGCUGGAGGUUCUCUUCGCAAGUAUGCGGCAGAUAACACGACGAGUCCUGAUGUCUUUGGAAAAAUUUACGCCCUGGUGCAGUGCUCUCCGGAUCUGUCACAGGAAGACUGCAGCAAUUGUCUGGCGAAGGCCAUCGACAGGGUUAGCAAUUGCGGAGGGAACACCGGUUGCAGAAUUCAGCAACCCAGUUGUAACUUGAGAUAUGAAACUUACCCAUUUUUUCAAGCUGUAGAUGACAUUCCUCAACCGUCGUCACCUCCGCCUCCAACUGAAGGAAAAGGAAACGACACAACUCGAAGAACAAUCAUCAUUUCCGUGGUUGCUUCAGUUGUUGGUGUUCUGUUGCUUGUCCUCUGUAUUUGGAUCAUUUUAAGACUCAGAAAGCCAAAGGAAACUGUUGAAACUGCAGAUGAAAUGAUUAAGGCGGAGUCUUUGCAAUAUGAUUUUGCCACAGUUAAGGCAGCAACUAAUAACUUCAGUGAUGAAAAUAAGCUUGGACAAGGAGGAUUUGGAGCAGUUUACAGGGGUCGGCUUCCAGAUGGACAACACGUAGCUAUUAAAAGGCUAUCUAGUGGUUCUGGACAGGGCGAUACAGAAUUUAAGAAUGAAGUCCUCUUAGUGGCCAAGCUUCAACAUCGCAAUUUGGUGAGGCUCCUUGGUUUUUGUUUGGAAGGAGAUGAAAGACUUCUCAUCUAUGAAUUUUUACCAAACACAAGCCUUGAUCAUUUCAUAUUUGAUUCAAUCAAGUGCACCCAAUUGGAUUGGGAAAUGCGUUACAAAAUUAUUGGUGGAAUUGCUCGUGGCCUCCUUUAUCUUCAUGAGGACUCUCGUCUUCGUAUCAUUCAUUGUGAUCUCAAAGCUAGUAACAUUUUAUUAGAUGAAGAUAUGAACUCUAAAAUUGCAGAUUUUGGCAUGGCAAGGCUGUUUGUAAGAGACGAAACACAAGGCAAUACCAGUAGAAUUGUGGGAACUUAUGGAUACAUGGCUCCAGAAUAUGCAAUGCAUGGACAGUUUUCAGUAAAAUCAGAUGUUUACAGUUUUGGUGUAUUAUUAUUGGAAAUUGUAAGCAGUCAAAAAAACAAUUGUUUUCGAAAUGGGGAGAAUGUGGAGGACCUAGUAAGCUAUGCCUGGAAAAAUUGGAGGGAAGGGACUGGAAUAAAUCUCAUAGAUCCAACUUUGAAGAAUGGUUCGAGGACUGAAAUGAUGAGAUGCAUUCAUAUUGGGUUGCUAUGCGUUCAAGAAAAUGUUGUUGACCGGCCAACCAUGGCUACUGUUGUUCUCAUGCUUAAUAGCAAUUCAACCACUCUUCCAAUGCCCUCACAGCCUGCAUUUUUUAUGCACAGCAACAUUGAAUCAGACCUAUCAUCCUCAAACGGAUACAAUUCCUGGGUAUCUCAAUCGAAGAACUUAAAGGAAGAAAAUCUCCCCUUGACAAAAAAUGAUGUUUCAAUCACAAAACUAUAUCCUCGAUAGUUUAUUAGAAUCAAAGGUACAAUUGCGAAUAUAUACUAGCACAAAUUCCAUUUGCAUGUUGUUACUCUAGUUUUCUUUCACGUAAGCAAAAAUACUCAAUUUUUGGAAUUCACUGUAUAAUUUGAUUCAUGUCAUUUUUUAUUUUUUUGGAUGAAAAUAAGAAUUCAUUCAAUAAUAAAGAAAUUACAGAGUU
Rubroshorea leprosula is the source of this 2154-nucleotide messenger RNA. NCBI's taxonomy places the organism in Eukaryota, Viridiplantae, Streptophyta, Magnoliopsida, Malvales, Dipterocarpaceae. The record is from the annotation of a GenBank genome assembly.